This is a messenger RNA of Triticum turgidum subsp. durum (durum wheat), 468 nucleotides long. The record is from the annotation of a GenBank genome assembly. Lineage: Eukaryota; Viridiplantae; Streptophyta; Magnoliopsida; Poales; Poaceae.
AUGGUUGUUAACCUAUCCGGCCGAUUUUAUUUGGAGAAAGGCAUUGAGGAACGCCUAGGGAAAGAAUUUCUUGACAGAAUAAAUAAGGAAGGUUACAUUGAUGUCACAAACAAGUCAGGAAAUGUUUUAUACAGGGUAACAAAAGAGAGCUUGAUGGAACGACUGAACACUGACAUGCGUGCAACAAGCCUCUCCAUUAGCAAGGAAUGCAGCUUCUUCAUAGUUCAUGGUUCUGCUGAUGAGAUCAUUCCCGUGGAAGAUGCAUAUGAGUUUGCAAAGCAUAUACCGACCCACAAACUGUGUGUCAUCGAGGGAGCAGAUCACUGCUACACCAGACAUCGUAAAGAACUUUCUGAUGCUGUAGUGGGUUUCAUUACAUCCAACAAGGUACCGAAGAAUGCCAUUUUAUAUGUCGUUCUCUGCAGUAUCGCUUCUGGUUUGACAGCGCCUUUAAUUUCACUGCGAUGA